CUGACGUAAGCAGCUGACGCAUUCUCGCCUUCCUCCAUCACCAGCCCCCCAAACACCACCAUCUAGAGACCGAUGGCACCUUAAGCGCUCACGUCAAAAUGGAAAUAUGUGCUUAGCUCUCACAUAUUCGACAUACUUCGAAGCCAAGGAGGGUCUGGCGCUACUUGGAAAGUGACCAUGGGUGGCCACGAGGACGAGGACAUGCCCUACGUGGUGGCCAACAAGCAGAAGCACGAUGAGGACCUGAAAAACAAACUGAACGACUGGUGCGAGCAGGAGUCGACGGGCAGCAAUGCCAAGUGGCUGAAGGAGGGCCAGAAUCAGCUGCGCAAAGUCAGCGAGAACCAGCAGGAGCAGGACCACAACUGCAACAUCAGCCACAAUGGCAACCGGGAGGACUUCCCGGGCCAGGAGGAGGAACGGCAGGGCAACGAGGAGCAGACCAAGUCUCCGAAAAUAGCCACGACCCCAGGCCUGAGCCAGGAGGAGGCCAAGAACAUCCUCAAUGAGCCGCUCGUCAUCCACAGCCUGGAGGACAAGGAGAAGGAGAGAGAACAGGAGGAGAAGGGGGAGAAGUCGGAGGAGGAUGAGGAGACUCCUGCUGGGGGGGAGGAAGGGGCUCAAGAGGCCCAGAGAGAGGGCGGCGUCACUGGGAGGAACGCAUGCCUUCUGUUUGCCAACAUGAACGGGACGCCCAGCGAUGACGAGUCCAACUGGCCUGCCGUGUGUCAGGACAACACCUCUGACGUUUCGCCCAACGGCAACAGAGAGUCCUUCUGGGACUCCAGCGCCUUUGAGACAGACACGGACCUCCCCGCCGGCUGGAUGAGGGUGCGAGAUACGUCGGGCACCUACUACUGGCACAUCCCCACUGGCACCACCCAGUGGGAGCCCCCCUCCCCGCUGGGCCAAGUGGGAGACUCCAUGUUGUCCUCCACCAUGUCCCUGGAGACCACGCCGUGCGACGAGCCUGAGGAAUCCUGGGCUCAGUUCUCCAGUGCUGAUGAAGGCGCUGCUGAUGGGCCGGCGUGGAAGGAGGAAGGAGAGGUUACCUCCGAUCAGAGCCUGAGAGAGUUUGAGGGCGCUACGCUACGCUACGCUUCCAUCAACCUCAACUACAAUUGCACCCAGUCUGAAGAGGAAGAGAAACUUGUUCCACUCUGCACUGAUUUAGAGAGCAAGUGUUUUGCAGUGCGUUCUCUGGGCUGGGUGGAGAUGUCCGAGGAGGACAUGGCACUGGGCAAGAGCAGCGUGGCGGUCAAUAACUGCAUCAGGCAACUCUCCUACCACAAACACAACCUGCACGACACUGCUGGAAUUUGGGGAGAGGGUAAGGACAUGCUGAUGGUGCUGGAGAAUGACACAAUGAACUUGAUCGAUCCAUUGGGCCAGACGCUGCUGCACACGCAGCCCAUUGGCAGCAUCCGUGUGUGGGGCGUCGGCAGAGACAACGGCAGAGACUUUGCCUAUGUCGCCCGAGACAACCUGACGCAGGUCCUGAAGUGUCACGUGUUCCGCUGUGACUCGCCGGCUAAGAACAUCGCCACCACUUUGCACGAGAUGUGCUCCAAGAUAAUGAUGGAAAGAAAAGCAUCCAGGCCGGGCGUUAGUCACCUGAAUUCUGACACUGGCAAACCCUUGGGCAUCCCUGAAGAGUUUCCAGCUCCAAAAAAUGAACUUUUCCAGCGCUUCCAUGUUUAUUACCUUGGUAGUGAGCCUGUGGCAAAGCCUGUGGGUAUGGAUGUGAUCAAUGAUGCUCUGGAGGUUGCCGUGGAGGGCAAAGAAAAAAACGACUGGACUCCCGUUUCUGUGAAUGUGGCGCCCGCCACGCUCACAAUACUUUCAAAACAGACAGAAGAGGUGCUGUCGGAGUGCAGGGUCCGCUUCUUGUCCUUCAUGGGCGUGGGCAAGGACGUGCGCACUUUCGCCUUCAUCAUGGCCAACGGUCCCAGAGAGUUCACCUGUCACAAGUUCUGGUGCGAGCCCAACGCAGCCAGCCUGAGUGAAGCUGUGCAGGCCGCAUGCAUGCUCCGCUACCAGAAAUGUCUUGACGCCCGUCCUCCCAGCCUGGCCUCCUGCCUUCCCACCCCUCCCGCCGACUCGGUGGCUCGUCGGGUCAGGAAGGGUGUGCAGAGUCUGCUGGGCAGCUUCAAGAGCUACAGGUCGGGCUCUCAGUCCCCCUGAGGCCACACCCCAUGAAGGUCCACGCAGACAUCUCCAAGUCACUCACGUCCUCUCUCUCCUCCUCCCGUUACACCCACUCGUCCUGUCGUGUCAUGGAAUAUCUUGCAGGGGGGAUAAUGUGCGACCCACCCACUCCACCUUUUUUUUUUUUUUUUAUUUUUUUGUCUGCAUUGUUUUUUAACCCCCCUCUCUUAAUAGAUGGAAUUCCAGCAUCCUUUUUUUCUUUGCCUGGAUUCUUUUGAUGUGGUUCUUAACUAUUUUUGUGUUUUAACAGAAACAAUGCGUAGAAUGUUGGAAUGUAAAAUACUUUACAUGCUAGAAUGAUGACACUAACACCCCCCACCCUUCCACCAAGAAGUACACUUUAGCUCGCUGUGGUACACUGCGUAGGGUGAUAAGACACUAACAACCACCAUUUCAUGUUCUUUAUGACGAGGACACGAGCUUUGUUUACGCAGAUGUCGUCCUCCCAUUCCGUUCCAUUCGACCAAUCCGUGUAUUGCAACAUCUUCAGCGCCACCCUUUUAGGUGGCGUCCUGAAAGUCUGCUGCAAGGUGGUGGAGUACAGAUCUAUCAUGCUCGCCUUUAUCACUUUUGACAAACUCUGUGAAACUAAAUCAUAUUAGCUACCAAAGCGACUGCAAAUGUACCGAUUGGUGGAAACAUGCGUAACACCUUAAAGCUGGCCAUACGCUGCAGCUCAAAAAGUAAAUCGACGGAAUUGAAAUUGCAAUAGACGUAGUUAGUGGAGUAUUGUAGUUUCACUAUUUAGUCGGCAAAGUUGUGCAGAGAGCCUACUCUUCACUGCACCUGCACAAGGCAUAGCUAAAAUCAAGCUAUGAACAGGUUGGUUGUGCUUUUGUCUCUUUUUGUUGUUAGCAUUAGCAUUGCCAGUCAACAGACAGCCGCCUUUUAAAGCUGCAUGGCGCGGGGGAAGAAUGAUCUGCUCAUUGUAUCAGUGGAGCAGGGCAGUGAUAGUAAUCUGCCACUGAAACAGGAGAUGACGCUGUGAAUCUACAGGAUAAAAGUGCAACUACAGCAAUAGUUGUCUCUUUGAAUGUUCUAAACUCCUGUUCUCAUGACACAGUGGAUGUAGCUCAACUUCCCAUAGGCGACGUCAUGUUUCCUUCUUUAGUCGGUUUGCUCAACAGCGCCUCUGCUGGUUGCUACCAAGUAGUACACUCCCUCAAUUUCCAAUGAAAAACCACCCUUCUGCAGUGUAUGCUCAGCUUUAGGGUGUAGCAUUGGUAGUGUGCCACGUAACCAUAUACUACCCUCCUUCACGCCAUCUCACACACACUCUCUCAAGACAAUGUAUAAUAGUCUUCUUCCAAAGAGUCGUCGGUCACAUGGUGCGUUGGUUCUCAUCGUUCAUUCUGCAUGAACAUUUGCAAGUUCAGUGCUCGUGUGCAAUAAUCACAUGUCAUUAAUGAGAGAGCGCCAAUAGCCAUGUUGAGAAUGGUCAUGUAGUGCUAGAAAUGUAAUCAGUAAUAAAAACAAACUCUGGGUUCUAAACGCGCACACACACACACACACACACCCACCCACCCAUCUGCUCAGUAGUACUGUAGGAUGCAUGUUUAGUGUGAGGCACCGUCAUUGUAUCCUGUACCUUCUCUGUCUUUCUGUGUGUGUGUGAUUGCGUGCACGUGUGUGUGUAUGUGUGUGUGUGUGUGUGUGUGUGGUCAGAGGGGGCGGGGCCUCGCAUGUCACUUUUAGUCGUCGGUGUUUCUAAUCCUAAAAUAGCAGUAGAAUGUUUAGACAGAAUAACCGCAAGAGCAGGUUUUGUUGUACAUAAGAUGAUUCUCUGGUCUUUUACUUUCCGCACACUAAAAUGUACACCUUUUUUCCACACAAUUUAGUUUUAUAAAGAACAAAUGACCUAUCCUGAUCUUCACGUGUAUGUCUGUAAGCUACGCUGUAUGUAGCACACUAGUAGUAGUUGACGCUAACGUAAAAAAAAAAAGAAAAAAAGAGGCAGUUUGUAAGACUUGUGGUCAUGUUGGACACGCAAAUAAGAUCAAUGCAACACUAAUGCAGACGCUACAACAAUAUUAUGUUUAUGGCUCGUGGAGCACCGCAAUGACCACUUCAACUCCUACCGGCUGCUUCUUGACUCGUGUCUACUGUAUAAAUAUAUGAGAAACACUAACGCACCAUUAGACAACUCAUGUUUGUGCCGUUUGCUCCCGCGAUACGUUUUGCUGUGUCACAGCCUGAACAUCGCUAGUCCAGUUAAUUUAUUUUCCCGUCAUGUAAAUUAGGUGUAUAAAAUAAAUAAAAUUGGAUGUAUAUAAAAAGUCACCGCACAAUAAAUGUGAACAUAUCAUCAGA
This is a messenger RNA of Dunckerocampus dactyliophorus (ringed pipefish), 4518 nucleotides long. RefSeq names its product amyloid beta (A4) precursor protein-binding, family B, member 1 (Fe65) (gene apbb1). Gene Ontology annotation, biological process: regulation of DNA-templated transcription. The transcript has 14 exons. The coding region runs from base 178 to 2184 and encodes 668 amino acids. Gene Ontology annotation, cellular component: cytoplasm; nucleus. NCBI's taxonomy places the organism in Eukaryota, Metazoa, Chordata, Actinopteri, Syngnathiformes, Syngnathidae. The record is from RefSeq and is a predicted model, not a curated record. Gene Ontology annotation, molecular function: amyloid-beta binding; transcription factor binding.